Molecule: messenger RNA, 27916 nt
Organism: Pelobates cultripes (western spadefoot toad)
Lineage: Eukaryota; Metazoa; Chordata; Amphibia; Anura; Pelobatidae
Source: the annotation of a GenBank genome assembly
AUGGUUUUAGCCUCCUAUUUCUCAAGGCAAGCGGUAUCCCACAAAAAUAGUCCCCUCCCGGCAUCAGCAAAAAGUGACCCCCCCCUCCUGCAAGUGCCCCCCUGGCACCCAACCCCUCAUCAAGUCAGCAGCAGAAAACCUAAUUCCAUUGACAGUAUAAUGCCCCCAGACGCCCACUCUCACCGAGGCCGCCACCUGCCCAGGCUGGUGGGGGGUGCGGAGCGGACACGGCCCAGAAUCCGCAUGACCCCAAGGGCACCACCACAUCGCAGCAGGCACAUAGUUGUAGUGUCUCCUCUCCAUCACCCAUAAACAAAAUACAUAUGGGACUAGACCCAUAUGCGGUUCCAAAAUGGCAGGUGGCAGAGUUGGGGGGGGGGGGGAGAUGACCCCUGGUUAGUGGACUUCUUGUUGCGAACCAUCUUGUCUUGGUAAAAUGCUAUAUUUUCACUUUUUUGCAGUGGGGGGUGAGGAGCUCAAGCACUACACGUCCUGUCUCAUGCUCGGUCUGGCCAAGCCUCCUAAAAUAGCUGAUUUGAACAUUUCUUCAAUUCAGCAAUAUUGACAUAGUACGUUAACCUAAAUGUUUUCAUUCUGAUUUAAUUCACCCAAAUUUUCCAGAAUAUUCAGUGAAAUCCGAAUGGUCAGGGAAAAACAUCUGUAUGUGUAUGAAGCCAUUCAGACUGCCAAAUCUGAAUAUUAUUCAUUCUAUUUUAGCAUAAAUGACUCCAAAUGAGCCUGACUUCGGUCAAGGCCAAAUGUUGCUGGACAGCUGAAAUAAAGUUGUUAAAAUCUGAGCCCAGAUGUUUCAACUGGCCACAGAUUUAAAAAAUCUCAACUAUUUGCCUGCAGGGUUUUUAACUUUCGAAAAAUAUAAACUAUCGACUGGGCAGCCAUUGCAUGAGAUUGGACCUGUAAAAUAACAGGGGGAUCCUUAGGCACUGAGUGGGGGAUUUUAAUUUAAGGAACCACUCCACAUCCCAAAAGCACUUCAGCUUGCUGAAGUGCUUUAUUGGUGAGAAGUAUCUUAAUUUUACCCUAGUUUAUAAAAGUGUUGAUUUUAUGAGAAAUCAGCACUUUUAUAAAUUAACUAGGGAACGCCCCCUGGCUGUCAAUCAAACAGCCAGGGAGUUUUGCAGCUCCUUUACUUAGCUCCCCUGAGCUAACGGAAGUAGCAGGCACGCUCUACUUGAGCAUGUCUGCAUUCUCCCAAACAGACCACAAACCGCCACCCCCCAACCUCAGACCAGACUGUGUGUGUGCACAAGCCGGCACACGCAACAGUGUGGGCGCGUGCAUGAGCCGGCGGGCGCUUGCAUGUGGGCACCAAUUCAGAGAAGCCUCUGAUUGGUUAUUUCCCUGUGAAGAGACUGAAAGUCUCUUGCAUGGAAAAUAGUUCAUAAGAUCUGCAGCUCUUUUAAGAUACCUCCAAUGAAUGCAUGCAUUAAAAAUUCAUGCAUAUAUACAUUUAUUAUAUUCAUUGAUUGAUAAACAGUGAUUUUUUUUCCAUUUGGGCAGUGAAGCAUACCUUUAAAUAAUUGAGCCGAUGAGGGCUACUUAUUAAAUGGCAUGGGCCUAAAGUCUCCACCCACUGGCUUUGGGUGUAGGCUGUUACUAUAUAACCAUGUGGCAGCUAAUGUCCUCACCCCAUCCCCCAUCCAUUGGCAUUAGAAGGGGGCUAUUAACAUAUAGCCGAAGGAUGCCUAAUGUCCUCACACCAACCCACACAAAGAGGGUCAAAAUAAAAUCCAUAAUAAUGUGAUGCAGCUUAUGAAAAUAAAAAAAAAACACCAGAAUCGCAAAGAAAGCCAAAUAAAAUAAAAAUGCAACAAAAACAGACCCAUCUUGACCACGCAAGGGAUCCACGCGGAAUGAGCGUCAAUGCUGGAAAAGCCGUUUUGAAGGCUUUCCCACCCUUUUAAUUUUCAUUCAAAUAUUCUGAUUGGUUAACUUGUAAGCCAACCAAUCAGAGUGCUCUGAUAAGCAAGCCUCACUUCUCUCAAGAAUGGGAAUGGGAAUAUUCCUUGUAUAUUUAUUUAGCGCACUCAUCAGCCUCUCAUGGGUGGGCACUGGAGGCGCAUUAGGUCCCCCCCCAAUAUAUAUUAAUAGGCCCCAUCUAAUGCCAUUGGUUGGGAGUUGGGGUGGGAACAUUAGGUUCCCCAUCAGUUACAUAGUAAUAGACCCACCUGACACCAAUGGAUGGGGGAUGAGGAGAGGACAUUAGGUCCCCUCAUUUAUUAAAUAGCCCACACGCUAAACGGAUGGGGGCAAAGGGUACUUGAAAUUAUCAUUUACUUGUAAAAAGUAAUUAAACAAUAAGUUGUGAAUAUGGAGUAAGCAUUGUUUCUUGUUAAGGUUAAAGUCGAUAGUUUUAUUGAUACUUAUUGAUCUACACUGACUGCUUUGUAACGCAUCUACUGCUUUAAAGAAACAUCUCAAUCUUUUGUGAUCUUUUCAGACUCCAAUGCAUUUUUCAGACAAAAACAAUAUAAUUAUUUUAUAUAAUUUUGAAUUGUUGCAGUUGCUUUCAUAGAAAUAAUAACGUUCUUACUUUUUUUAUUCCAUUGUGUUAAGGAAACUUUAAACAAUACUAAUUCAACAAGUUCUGAAAGUUCCAUUGAAGCAUCAGGUGAUUCCUCAGCCAAUCUCACAUCAGAGCAAAAGAGUGAAAACACAACAAAGUUAACACCUCAUAAAGCACAAGAAGACAACCACCACCAAUGUGGACAUAAACUCAAGUGCUUGUGCGGCAGAGACAAGACUUGCAAAUGUCAUCAGUGUUGUCACGAACAAAGGAAAGCGAAGGGGCAUCACAAUUGUGAGCACGAAUUGGAGAAAAUACAUCAUGAGAAGGAGGAGAUAAAGCACACAAAGAAGAAGCUGUACAAAGAAAAGAAGAACAUAAAACACAAGAAGCAGAAGAUACAAUGUGAAGAGUGGCAUGUACGACAGGAGAAGAGGCACAUACAACAUGAGAAGCAGGGUAUACGACACGAGAAACAGGAUAUUCAACAUGAGAAGCAGGGUAUACAACACGAGAAACAGAAUAUUCAACAUGAAAAGCAGGGUAUACGACGCGAGAAACAAGAUAUUCAACAUGAGAAGCAGGGUAUACAACACGAGAAACAGAAUAUUCAACAUGAAAAGCAGGGUAUACAACACGAGAAACAGCAUAUUCAACAUGAAAAGCAGGAUAUACAACACGAAAAACAGCAUAUUCAACAUGAAAAGCAGGAUAUACAACACGAAAAACAGCAUAUUCAACAUGAGAAACAGAAGGUGAAACAUGAAAGAGAGAAAAUAGAACAGGAAAAGCAGGAGAUCCAAAAAGAGAAGGAGAAUAUAGAGCAGGAGAAGAAAGGUAAUGCAAAACAGCACAUGAAAAGAAACAAACAUCGUAGCAGCAUGGGUCAGACAGCAGAUAUAGGCAGCAGCUCCAAGAGCCAAAGAGAACGUGUGGAUAGCAGCUGCAGUCAAAGCCAAAAUAAAAACAUGGAAAGCAGCAGCAGCAGUCAGAGCAACAGUCAAUACAUAGAUGGAACCAGCAGUAGUUGCCAAAGUAAACACAUGAGUGGCCAAAGAGAUGGUUACCAGAGUGAACAUGUAGACAGCAGCAGUAGUAGCCACGCACGUCAAAAUCGGAACAGCAGGAAGAGUAGGACAUCUACUCACAGACAUGACAGUGGGCAUGAUUUCAGACAUGUUGAGAAAUGCCAUAAAACAUACGCGGACAAUAAUUCAACAACAUUUGAGGUAUUACAUUUGUAUUUAACUAUCAUUUUUACUUUAAAGAUAAACUACAAUUAUCUUCUACGCUUUCUAAAUAUUAUUUAUUUUCUCUCUGGCAGAACAUCCUGGGUAUGAAUAUUGAUGAAGCUCAGUUUACAUUAACUCCUGGUCAUUUGGUAUGUACUCUUUUACUGAAAAGUUCCAAAAUAUUGAGUAUGAAAAUGUUAAAGGGUUACUCCAAGCCCCAGGACCACUUCACUGAUUUAAAGUGGUCAUGGCGCCUGAAUUCUGCAUAUGCAGUGUUUCACUAUCAAACGCUGUACAUAGAAAGUUUAGCUCCUCUGCUACCAGAAAUGUAAGUCCACCUCUGGCCUCCUCAUUGAGUCAUCAUUAGCCAGCUCAGAGGAAGAGGUUUGGGCUGGCUGACAUCAAUCAAAGUUUUUAUAUAUAUGAUUUACAAGAAACUUGUAAUCGAGUAUAUUUUUUUUAUUUUAGGAUUUUAUUAUUGUCUACAAUACAAAGUAUUUAUAGUCAAAAUAGAGAAUGUAUUGACUGUAGGAGGAAAGCAAAACUGUUUUGAUACUACAAUUUGUCACUGAGAAUAGAUACCAGACAAAAGAAAAUGUUCUUGUGAUAGGGAAAAAGAAACAAAAACGAAAUUCAAAUGGUAGGAAAUGCAUUGGUUUUGCUGUUUGACUAUCAGUUCCAUUUCAUUAUUCUAUAUUUUGAUUCCCGUAGUUGGCUUUAUAAUUGACAAUUCUUCACUCUGCCAGCCUAGAUUUCAUCCAGAUUAUACAAUUUAUAGGUGUAUAUUGUAACUUCCUUGGAAAUUGUUUUUCAGGUUAAGCCUAGCCACUUUAAAGUUUGCUAAUAUUACAUGCCAUCUGUGAGCCAUUUUCUACUUAAAGGGUUCUGAGCUGUCAAGUGAAUAAUUAAAAGUGUGAAAUUUCAGCAGAUUAAAUUGCUGACUUGGGAAUAUUUCUGAAUAUUGGGGCUAAUAUUGGGAAUAUUGGGGCUAAUAUUUAAAAUUUGCUCUAAAAUUCACUUUGAAUUCCUCGCAAUUCACACGUAACAGUGAUAGAGUUAUUUUGUGAGUGACAUACCUGUACUUACUACAGAUAUUUUAAAUAAAUAUAUUUAGAAGGAUAUCCAGUGAUUCACAAAAAACAAAUAAAAAAAAUAAAUAAAUAACUGGUAGUACUGCGCUAUUUUUUGCUUAAAAUAUUAUUUUUUUUUUUUUUUUACUGGAUCACAAUUCCAGCGCAUAAAUAGGGAGGGUUUAUAGAUGGCGAUAUCCUCUGUAACAAAGUAUGAAGUACAUAUUGUGAAGGUGUAAAAGAGAAAGAUAACUAUGAGAUAGAACUUCACCCAAUCUUCACAUCCAACUUGACUCAUAAAAUGAUAAUGAACCAGUGAAGGAAAGUUGAGCUCUCAAACAUGGGAAAAACAAGAAAAUUGUCCCCGAAUGCUAUGUGCAUCAGUUUGCCAAGUUUUUUUUUUGUUUUCUUUUUUUUUAAAAGUAGAUUUCACAGAGGGAAAUUUAGUGAAAAAGCACUUAAUGAAGUGUAGAAUUCAAUUGAAACAAAAUUGUUUCAAAGAGGAUAUCUUAUAUGUUUCGUCAAUAUGCAAAAAUAAACUUGUCUCCUAGGAGAAGACAUCUUGAGAAAGAGCAGCUAAUGAUCUUUUAAAGUUUAAUUACCCGAGAACCUUUAACAGGCAUUUUUGGUGAUCUCAUGCUAAUAUCAGCAUGUGAGUAGAGGCCCUGAAAUCCUCAAGGAAUUAGGUGACAUUACUGGAAGUAGUUUUAAAAAUGGCUUAAAAUUGCAUUAACCGCACCAGUCAACCUUGAGGACUAAUGUUUGAAGCUUUGCUAGUUGAAGGCUGAUAACCCAAUGAGUGCCUGAGAAAUGUUAGAAAUAUUAUGAUGCUAUGCUCAGCUUUUGUGAAGUGUAUCAUCAGUAGCAGAGACUUUAAGUGGGAGGUUAGAUGGCAUCACCUGCUGAUAUCUUGUCUUGUUUUUCCCAGAGACAUUUGUUAACUAGGGUUUACUUCAUUUUUCCACUUAGCUUUUCCUCACUAGCUCAUUUCUAAAACACUUUGUUAUCUCCUGGCUAUGGAAGAUGUUUUCUGAUCCUGGUCAAGUACAACUGACCCGAGGACACUCCUGAUCGGAGGCUUUUCUGACAAUCUAGUUACUAAACACUUAACUCUUUGCUGCAUGUUUGACCCAUAUGAUCACCAGCUAGCUUCGUUCUAAAGGUAGCAUUCACUUUUAAAGAUUUUUUCCAGGUGAACUGAAGCAUACAGUUUGAACAAACCUCAAAGGGAUAAUGCAAAAUCCUCAACCAAUUAUUUUAGACAACUUUUAUCUACCUGUGGUUCUUAUGGAACUUUUAAAAGGUCACGGUUCAAUGAUCUUUGUGCUUGUCUGUAGGUGCAUUACUUGCUAAGAUUGAGACAUUGAUUUUUAAUCUGGUCAACAGAAUUUAUAGUGCAGUCCUAAACGUAGGCUAAUGGGGAACUCCCUUAAAAUAUUAGCUCUUCAUAUAAAUGUAAAUAUACUAAACAUGACAAUGCAAGAUAACACCUUGAAAAUUAAAAGUGAAUAUUUACAUGCAUGCCGCCCAUAGAUUUGCUGAACGACAUGUUUUGCUAUAUUUAAAAAAUCCUUGCCAUAUUGAUUGUUUUAUAUUUAAAUUAAAAGCUAGAAUUCCUUGAAAAUUUUGAGUGUUUUACAUAUAUGUUCUUGCAUCAAAUUAGACGUUCGCGCCAAAUCAUCUCCUAUGGAAGGAUAACACAUCUACUGCCUUUUCUGCUAAUCAUAUAUGAUAGAGGAGCUCUCUGUCUGUUGUACUGACAUUAAGCUGGCUUCCAUGUUUGGCACUACAAAGUAGCCAAUAAGCAUUGUUAACACCAGCAGCCAGUAGAUGUAUGCAACUCAGAAUAUUGACAGGUCUUUUUGGUCAGCUCAGUUGAAUAUUGGAUCUUUCUCAAGGCUUAACAUUAGGGAAACUAGCUUAAUUAGUCCUGCACAUUCCGACAGUUUACUGGAUAUUUCAGGAAAAGAGAGGUUGAGUUCCUUCUGGUAAACCCAUGGUAGACAUAAAAGGUGUCCAAAAUAGAACAUUUAUAGAAGGAAUUUUAAACUCCUGCCUGUCUGAUGACAGCAAAAAAAAGGAGUGAGAUAUGGAAUGAUAAGGGGACUUUAAUACUAUAUUUCAGUUAAUAGUUUUCAUUUGUUCAAUUCCUGUUCUUUCCAGCUGUGGGCAUAGAUACCUCAAUAGUGAUGUAGUCAUAAGUAGCCAGGAGUAUUUUCCUAUUCAUUGCCAUAGCAACUACACCAGGACACUAUAAAACGUUUGCUCAUUCCGCGUGUCCUUCAAUUGCAAUUUAUAUUACCAAGUCACCCUUUGUGCUUGCGUACACCUGACGUACCAAACUGCAUUCAUAUGUAUUAAAAAACUUUGUAAACCAUGCCUGAAGAUAGACUUUAAUGCGUAAACGUACUUAAAUAUAGAAUAAAUUAAAUGUAUUUUUUUAAUAUAUAAUGUAAUGAGACUUUUGCAGUUGUUAAUUAGUAUUUUCUCUUUUCCUCUACACCUAGAUGAGACAGGUAUAAUUUUAGUCAGAUAGCUGCAGGUGGUAAUUUUUUUACUAUCCAGCAUGGAAACCAGGUGUUACUUAGUGUUUAGUAACUUCUAUUUAUCUCUAUGGGAGAUGUUAAAAUGUUCAUCAUCCACUAAUUACCAGUCAUUAAAUAUUAAGUUCCGUAGCACAGAAACAGCUGGUAAUUGGCAACAAUAGCAAGAAAAACAUUUUAGCGAUUACCAACAUGUCGUAAAUGAUUGCGACAAGCAUAGAAAGAAGCCAAUUGUUAUUCUUAUAUACCAGUGGGUUCCAAGGUGCCUUUUUUUGUUCCUAUUACCAUUACACAAUAUAAUUUAUGCACAAAAAAAACCUAUCAGAUAUAUUAUAUACCCCAACUAUACAUCUCUAUUAUCAUUCUCAGCAAAAUGGCAGGUCUUUGUUGCUUUUCAUUUUUGUUUACUAAAAUUACUUUUGCAUAAAUCAUUUUGAAACAAUAUUCUUUGACAAUCUGCAGUAUGUUUAACUGGAAUUACCUAGUGCCAUUUUCAUAACUGCAAGAACAAAACAAAGAUUGGUAAAUAACUUAUUUUCAUCGAAAUGAAGGGCAAGUUUCAGCAACAGCAGAUCAUUUUGCUGGUGUCCGGUGAAAAAUAUACAUUAGUGCUUUUGGUAGAAAAAAAAAGUAAUUUUCUAUAAUUGUAUUUUUCUUUGUAUUGUCCCAAAGAAAACAACAACAAUAUAACGCAAUUUGUAUUUAUUUUAUUUCAAUAUAUAUAAAGUUUUGUAUUGAGUGAGAGCCUAUUUUUUAUUAUAUUAUUUUUUUUAAUGUUUUUUUAUAGAAAAAGAAAAAAAAUUGGAAUGCAAAUUAAAUUACAUUUGCAUGUGCAUUUUCAUUAAUAUUUAAUGUUCAUAACACUGUAAUUAACACUUUUCAUCAUACUUUGUAUUAAAUAGAAAUUCACUGCAUAGCUUUGCAAUGUGAUGGGGCAAAAAUAGCACACAGGUCACCUGCGAGCAAACUUAUAUUAUUAUUUUUUAUUAUACCAUUCUGAUAUCAAAUGAUGGCCUUAAUUUCAUAUUGUUGGAUUAACAUUUCAAAUUUUUAAUUUUUUUAAUACACAUUUCAAAUUAUUUAAUUGUUUUAAUACACAUUUCAAAUUAUUUAACACAAGUUCCAGCACACUCACUCACCUACUAAACAGCAAUUUCAAAGCUCACAGAAUAUAAUGUUUUUUUUGUUUGUUUGUUUUUUUUUUAAACACCUACCCUAGGCAAAAAUAGAAGAGGUUUAGUUAUAGUAUAUGAUCAUACAUUGCAUAAGCCUGCCACAACCUCAAUGUACCCCAUUCUUAGCAGGUCUUACAACCUACAACCUAACGCCUGCUCUUAUGAGAUUAACCCACUUACUUUGGAAAUGCUUCCUCCUGGGAUUCUUUGCAGGGCAAGGUUAAAUAGGGCCCUGGAAUGAGGCACCGGUGACAGGGAGGGGUGCAAAACCAAGGAUUUGGCCUGGAUUCCCAAAUAUAUAAAUGAAACCAAGAGGAUGCACUUAUAUAUAUUCAUAUUUUGAAGAAAUCAUUUUAAAAGGUUAUCCAGAAAUAUUAACUCAUUUAAAACCUGAUUUAAAAAUAUUGUUUUGUUUUUUUCAGUUUUGAUAUUUUAGACUUUAACAGGUCUCUUGUUAUCUUACUAUGUAUAAACCAAACUGAUUUUAUGUUGUGUUAUAAUCUACAAUGGGAUGUAUACAUUAAACCAGUAUAUUAAGUAAUACACAAUAUUCUUACUUAAACAUGUACAUAUCAACCCAACAUUAAUACGUAAAGGGUUACUCCAAGCACCUUGACCCUUUCAGAGAUUUGCAGUGGUCCUGGUGCCAGGAGUCUGUAUAUGCAGUGUUUCAACGUGAAAUGCUACACAUACAAAGUUCCAUUUAUUGGCGCUCUCAACCAAUAAAUGAUGACUGGAUUGGCUUCCGACUUCUGCAGCCAAAAGCCAGAAGCGCGUCAUUGCCAGGGAACCAGGGCAGUUUGCUCCAGACACCAUAACCACUACACAGCCUUUAUCUUUGUAUUAUCCCACGUGUUCAAUUAUUCAGAGGUGUGUUACCAGGAAGAGUGUAUUAAGAUUUAAAAUAUGUAUGGUCAAUAGGGUUGUACAUUUAAAACAUAUAUAGUGCUACAAAGUUAUACAUUUAACAAUAUGCAAAAUAAAUUAACACUAGAGGUAAUAUAGGUAUUAUGGAUAGAAUCAAAUUAUAUAAAAUCCAAGUUUACUUAAGAAAGUGCCUUUAUAAUUAACUUUAAUGCAUGAUGUAAGUGGUGAGUAAAGUGACUCAUGUUUUCACUCAUAUCUUGCCUGUAUAUUGUUUUGAGCAAGUUUUUAAAUAGCUCUGAGCAAUGAGUAUAGUCUUGCAUGGUCCUGUUCGAUUCUAUAGAGCAAUCCAGCUUCUCCUGCUGAGAAAGCCAGACUCUGCAGAAGCAGGCUGUAGUGGUUAUGGUGUUUUAAGAGCUAUUUCGAAUAUUGCUAAUUUUGAGAAAGAAACAUUAUUAAAAGCUAUUUAUUUAUUAGUUAAAUCAUAAAUGUGUCUGCUAAAAGAGUAUGUUCCGUUCUUAUUUAUAGCAGAGGUAUCUUGGCACAGCAGAUCAUACUGAGUUUAUUUUCAUACUUCGAGCGUUCUUGAAUGACAAUACUCACAGGGGGUAUCAAACUACAGCGUACGUUGACCCAGUCAAGCAGCAUGCCCAAUUGGUGACUGUAACCCUGGAAAAAAAGAGCCUCUGGAAAUCAUGUAUCAAUGCUGCAGUUUCAGAAACAGACAAAGCUUUGGUAAUUAUAAAAACAUAUAAAUCAAAUGUUAUCAGAACUAUUCUUUUUUUCAUUCUCCACGUGAUCUCCUCUUGAUCAAACCAGUCAGUCUUUCAUCUUCCCAUUUAUUUAAUUUCUGUUUUUAAUAGCAACCUCAGCUGUCAGUUAUUGUAAGUUAUUGACAUUGUAAGUGUAAAUCAUACCACCUAGUAGGAUUGGGAAUAGUCAAAUAUAGCCAUUCUGUGUACCCAUGUUUUCUUAAUAAGAAGAAAACUAAAAAUCAAAACUCCCACUGCAUGUGCAAAGGUGUAUAGGAUAAUAAUGAAGAGAUGGAGAUUGCAACUUUAGCCCCAUCUCACAACCUGUUGGGGUUUGAGGUGGUAAUUAAACAUUCUGAAAUCACCCAGGUCUAUGAUUAAACCACGUGGGAAACCUGGGGUCUCUUACACCCUCUACACCCACAGGAGAUAUAGUCUCUCUAUGUCCUUAGAAGAAGCAACAACUUUAAAUUGAAUUAAAAAAAGAACACAGUAGAUUUUUUUAUAAAAAAUGUUUAUUGAAUUUGACUGGAAAAUGAAUGGAUCAAUCACAUUUUGUCUCUCAGUAAGAACACAGGGGGGAACCUUUAUAUUGCCACUGCAAACAGGUUUUUCUUUUUACAAAUUGGUAAAUGUGGAUUUACUUUUUGAUGGUUCCCAUGUUUACAUUUUGUUUUCAUUUGUGGAAGUUGUAUAAUUUAUUAAUUAUUAUUAUUAUUAUUAUUAUUAUUUUAAAAGGAUUGACAUGGGCUAGUUUGAUAAGAGCCCAUGACAGAUCCUGCAAAAAAAAAUGUGUAUUUGCAGCAAAUAUAUAAACACAAAUUGGAAGUAUAUUAUUUAUUAUGUUUAUUUGUUUCACAUAUUUAUAAUACGUAUUCGAUAUAACGCAACAGAUUAACUCCAGCCUGAAAUAUUAUUUUAAGGGUAUGAUGUAGAAUGAUGGAGGAAUAGAGGGCUUGAGUAUUUUAAUAAAAAGACGUGCUUAGAGAAGAUAUCAUGUAGUUUCUUGCAAGUGUUCACAUCAUCAAAGAAGAGAUUUAAAUGCAUGAUGUAUGCGCCACUAUAUUUAAAGCACUAAACAUAGAUAACUGCACUGAGAGCAUUAGAGAUUGCUGAAUAGUCUUUUUGUGAAAGACAUCAGGCGUAGGCUGGAUCAGAACCAAAUGAUGUGUUAUUUCAUUGUCAACAAUUCUCUGUGCUUUACAAUUACAUAGUUACUUUCACUGAACAAUAUUCAUGAGUUCAAGCAAUAACGCUCCAUCCAGUUUUGUGUCAGAGAAGAAAAAAGACCAUUUCAUCUCCAAAGGCAUUUUCUUGUUUUCCCCCGCAUCAGCCGUAUCUAAGCUAAAAAGAAUAGUUUUGGCCCUGUGCGUUUGUGUUUGCUAUUGAGAUAUCCUUUUUGUUUCUGUUUUGAUAAACAGGCAGUAGUCAGAUGGGGCCAUGAAUGCAAGGAUUAUAAAGUUUCGGUAGAAGCAUCUACGGGGGAACUUGCUGGAAAUCCUGCCAUACAGCUGAGCUGGCAGUGGUCAAAAGUUCCCACCUGGCUGAGACAAGCAUCUCAAAGGUGACAUUUCCACUAAUCCUUCAUUCUAAUCUAACCAAAUAUAUGGCAAGUUCUUUAUUUCAUGAAUAUCUUUACCUCUCUAGGGCCAUGGUGUUUAUUCCAGGAAUGGCGUAUAUGUUAGGUGUUUCCACCAUUAGUUCUAAAAACCCAUCUCGUCAGCUUAUUGUAAGAGUUGCUGCCACUUCUCCAGAGACCGUGGAAACAGUUGUCAAAGCUCCGGAGGUUAGUUUCCUUCUGUAAUGUGUUCACAGUUAGUUUCAUUACACAUUGGUGGAAAAUUAAAUGUUUGCAGAAAAACCACAUUAAAAUAGUAAUGUACAGAGUACAUAAAUACCGAGCAGCUGAAACACAAUAAUAUACAAUAUUGUAAUUACUGAAUUUCUAGAAUAUAGAAUUCCACAAUAUGUCCAAACUCUUUAUGUUUAGAAUAAAAUCAGGUUCCUUAUGUGAGUAUCAUGUAGACAAACAUGAUCUAUCGGGUGAGUUAUGCCAAUUUCAUUAAUUAGAAGAUAUUUUUGUGUUUUAAGUUAAAUAGAAAGUAAUUUGUUACCUCUCUCUUACUCUUUAUUUCAAGGGGUUUGUAGUAGAAUUAGACAAUUAAUAUUGGGGGAAGGAGAUGCAAAUGUUGCAGCAAAGAAACAUGUUAUAGUGCCUGUACUCACUUAUAGGUGGCAAGGUAACCCCAUGGGCUCUGGGUCUUGGUUUGCACUAGUCACUAUGCAGAUUUCUACUAGUUACAUAAUUUUAUUCUGUAUUCAUUAUUUUAUAUAUUCGAUAAAUGGGCCUAUAAAUCCAUCUGUGUAAAUGAAAUGCAUUUUUCAAUGUCUCAUUACAUUUAAAGAGACUCUCCAGUGCCAGGAAAACAAUCAGUUUUCCUGGCACUGCAGGUCCCAUCUCCCUCCCACCUCCCAUCCCCGGUUGCCGAAGUGGUCAAAAGCCCUUCAGUGACUUACCAGAGGCAGUGAUGAUGUCCCUCGCCGCUGCUUCUUUGUCCGCCCAUGCUCCUCCCCUUCAUCACGUCAGCCGGCGGGGGAGACCUAAUGCGCAUGCGCAUCAAUGCCGCACACACGCAUUAGACCUCCCCAUAGGAAAGCAUUGAAAAUGUUUUUCAAUGCUUUCCUAUGGGGAUUUUAGCGACGCUGGAGGUCCUCACAUAGCAUGAGGACAUCCAGCGAUGCUAUAGCACAGAAUAUCUGUGCUAUAAUCUCGGAAGUGCCCUCUAGUGGAUGUCUAGUAGACAGCCACUAGAGGAGGAGUUAACCCUGCAAGGUAAUUAUUGCAGUUUAUAAAAACUGCAGGGUUAAGGGUAGUGGGAAUUGGCACCCAGACCACUCCAAUGGGCAGAAGUGGUCUGGGUGCCUGGAGUGUCCCUUUAAGUUCCAUAAAUUGUCAUUAGCAAGACACCUAAAAUUUGUCACAGCUGCCUCCCCCCUGGUUACACUCCUACUCACACCCCUAAAAUGAAAGUAUCCCUCUUUGUCCAUGUGAAAUUUUGGGAGGAGCAUGCUAUAUAUCUUUAUAUUUGGCCAAUGUUAAGACAGUUUUAAAUCCCCUGACAACAGAGUCUGCUGAUGAGAAAAGAUGAACAGUGACUUAUUAUAAAAACACGAUACAUAAAUUAAUUUUACAUGGUGUUUUAGUAUUUUGGAAAUGGGUGUAGUCUUGAAAUUACACUGGUGAGCAGUAGUCAAUAAAAUUAAGGUAAUGAGAAUAUAUAUUUUAUUGAGAUAAGAUGCGCUAGUCCAAGUCAAUUGGCACCUGGAAGGGGAUUGUACUAGGAAUGUCUGAUUAAAUUAAUUAAUUAAUUUAUGAAAUACACUGAGGAAAGUGUAUGAUCAUAAAGAUUAGAAUGAGUGGACUGGCAAAGAAAACCCAAAAGAGAGUACGUGGAGUGAAGGUGAGAGCAGGGUUAUGGGAACAGUUAAAAGAGGGUAUAGUAAAGUACAAGGCUAUAGAGAGACUUGCAAAUUAAUGUAAGUAAUUUGAAAAUAUUGGUAGCUGGUGGUUGUGUUUUUGCAGUAUGUGUUGGAGACAUCACACACACACACACGCUAACAGAAUGUUAUUCUGUUUGUUUUCUCUGUAGAUAACAUUUUACAAACAUGCUAUUCCUGUUCCGUUUGAUUUAAAAUAUGUCUUCAGUAUGAUUCAUCAAAAGAGAUGGGAUCGCCUUCCAGAGGUAACCGCAAUGAUAACAAGGAGAGAAGAAGGUAAUGUUUUACUACUUGUUCUGUGUUCAUCAGAACUGUUCUUUACUCAUACUGUGUACUGUCCUGUCAACUAACGUUCUUAUUAUUUAUUUGAUUGAGUUUUUUUAGAACAAAAUAAAAGGUGCAAAACUAUAAAAUUUAGGAGAAUAAGGAAAAUGGAAGCAAUUUCUCACAUUAAACAGGCUCUGGAAAUGUUAUAGUUACAUGAUAUGUUAUAUGUUUGUUCUUGUCCUUAAAGUUAGAUUCAGUUUCUCAUGAUGCAGUUUAGUUUAGUUUAGUUUUCCAGUAUAAGAGUAUUUCCUGUCUCAGAGUUUUGCAGUCAAUGGUUGAAGUGUGUAGAAAUAUAUAUAUGAUAAAUAUUGUGUUGAUUAAGAUACAAACAGUAAAACAAAUAGAGAAAAGAAAUAAUAAAUGAGAAGGAGCUGAUCCAAGAGCCCCCAAAGGAUAUGGAGGGCUGGUGGAUUAGCUCCAAGUCAGUGCCCACUUUCACUCUCCCGAGAAACUGGGGAAUAACCCUCAAAACUGAUAAUAGAAAGUGACAGACUUGAAAGUGCUAAAUAGGAGGGUGACAAACGAAAGGAAGAAAGUCCUACCUUUAAUGAUUCUAAGGAUGACAGAAAAUGGGGCUAACGUAAAAUCACUAUGUAGGGAGAAACAAGAAUAUUACCGAGGAUGUCUGACGAAAAUUAGGUUCACAGAAGUAGAAAUCCCCCACUGUGUCUGAGAGCAAUUAAAAACUCUAGCUGAUGAUUACCAAUGGUUGUCUAGCUAAGCACAGUCCCAGAAUACAUACAAAAGGCUGGUAUAUAAAGGUAAAGACACACAGGAAGAAGAAGGAAAACCCCUAAUGGACACCAUGCAAAGCGUAUCUCUAAAUACUUUGGCACCGUGGACUAAUUACUAGUGCCUACCUGAUCCAAUCUCCCUACUUAAGGUUGAAAAAUAACAAAACUAGUGCAUACUAAAAUAAAGGGCUACCAAGUGUGGUAAGAAAACAACUAGACGCACGUUUUACCUAAUUUCUUACAAAUAAUAAAGCUUAUGCAUUCGCAGGAGAGAUUAUUCAUUUUCUGAAUAAUGCACAGCCUGAUUCACUGUAUAUAAAUAUAGAUGUCAAUAUUUGUGUUUCCAGUGGCAUGUGAAGUGAGCGAUGAACAUUUUGUGACAUUUGACAAAAUGAGCAUGAACUGCUCUCCGUCUGCCACAAAGUGCUACACGGUGCUCGCGCAGGACUGCACCAAUAGGCUGAGGUUCCUGAUCGCCAUGAAAAGAAUGGGUCACUCCCCUGGGAUUAAUGUAAAACUGGGAUCUUUGUAAGUAUAAUUAUUAACUUGACAUUACUAUUACUACAAAAUUUUCUAAAUGGUUUUCACAUCAUCCACUUUAUUUAUCUUUAUUAUUUAUGUAUACUGGAAGGUGUGUAAAUCCGUAUGUUAAAAGGGACACUCCGCUGCCUAAAUAAAACAUGUUUUAAAAAUCAGCUUAGUAGUUAUACCCCAAAUGAAAAAAUGCAUGCAUUUCAUUAUAAUUUUUUUCAUUUGCAGAAAUAUCUAAAAACAGCUGGCAAAAACCUGCAGAUCUCCUGUCUGCUGCCUUUGCAAACCCUCCCCUACUAACCCCGCCCAAACUUUCUGUGGCUGUCCAAUCACAGACUGCCCAAUGCAGCUCAAUGCAGCCCCCAUGGAUCAAUCAUUUCCUGCUUUUCCCUCCUAUUAACCACUACAUAUUCUCUCUUUUCAUGACAAAGACACCUUGACCAGCAUGAAUAUAGAACAACCGAUGUAUAGGAAUAGUCCAACUAAUUUUUUGGGGGGGUUAGAACUUUCACAAACUUGUGUUUGGCUUGUUAUACAAUUUAAUGAGUGCCUUAUCGGAAUUUUAUGUUACAUUUUACAUUUUUGUUCAAUGCUUAUACUAAUGAUUGCCAUUGUCAAGUCAACAAACUGAAAAUUUCUCAAUAAAAAAUAUACGUUGGGGGAAAAAAUGUGUCUGCACGCAUGCACUUAUGAAAUGUAUUUAUUUAUUUAUAAAAUAUUUUACCAGGAAAGAUACAUUGAGAUUUCUCUCAUUUUCAUGUAUGUCCUCGGUCCACACAACAUUGCAUUAAUACAUUAGGGUGCAAUAAAAUACAAAAAUAUUAAUGCACAAUAUAUACAAAAUUUAACAUAGAACCGGUAGGAAAUAUAUAAUCAACCAUGGCACUUGCAUUCUGUUUUGAGAUAAGUCUUAAAGGACUUUAGGCCUGGGGAAGAUUUGAAAGUGUGUCGGGGGUCGUUCCAUACUUGUGGUACUCUGUAGGAAAAUGAGAAUCUAGCUGCUUUCUUUUUGUAUUGAGGUAGACUAAAUAAAGUGCUUGUACUGGAUCGGAUGUUAUAGGAGGUGGGAACAGCUGGGGAGAGCAUUCUGCUCAGGUAGGGUGGGAGCUUCCUAUAAAAGCUCUUAAACACAAGGCUGGAAAGAUGAAGAGUGCAUUGGGAUUCCAGCGACAGCCAGUUUAGUUCUUUUAGCAUGCCACAAUGGUGGGUCCUGUAAUUACAUUGUAGCACAUAUCGGCAGAACGAGUUAUACAAUGUGUUGAGUUUAUUCAUGUGGGAUUGCGAUGCAGGUGCAUAUACUACAUCCCCAUAAUCAAUGAUUGGCAUCAGCAUUUGCUGUACAAUCUUUUCCUUUACUGUAGGGCUUAGACAGGAUUUGUUUCUGUACAGGGCACCUAGUUUUGGAUAAAGUUUAGAUGCAAGUUUUUCUAUGUGGAGGCCAAAAGAUAGAUUGGGGUCUAACAUCAUACACAAGCAUUUGAAAGAAGUGGAUUGCGGUCAGUGUGCUAUUUGAUUUUGUUUUGAUGGAUAGAUGGGAAUUGUGUAAUUUGUGUAAUUUAGGUACUGUUCCAAAGAUCAUUGUGACAGUUUUGUCAGUGUUUAGGAAGAGUUUGUUUUUUGCGAUCCACUUUUGUGCAUUUCUACAGAUUGUGCAUGUCUACAAAGUGUACAAGGCCAGUGAUAGAUAAGAGAAGUACAGCGAUGGAAAAGAUUUGCAGAGAAUGUGAAAGAUAACUUUUAUUUAAUUUACAUUUUUUUAUUUUAUUUUUUUCUACCUUUUUUUUCUUAUAUUUUUUUGUUCAUCCAAAAGGUUACAUGACAGUUCACAUAAAGGAAGUUAUUCACAGUGUACAAAUACAUCAACAAUAAUAAUAAUAACAGUGUUGACAUUUGGAUAACUUUUAAAAACAUAUAUUCACCUAUUUUAGUGUCAGACAAAUAAGGAAACAAAUAAUAUUGUCACUUUCUUUAUUGUAGUAACACAGAAAUGUAUUCUGUUCAUAAAUAUUGGAUUUUAUUUCUGACAUAAAUUUUCUGCUUUAUGUUUAUUAGAGACAUUACAAUUUAUUCCGAGGCAUCUGAAGAUCUGAAUAUUCUGCUCAACGGAUCAAUGUUGCUUUUCCAGAAUAACACGUAUACACACGGGAAAGGUAUUGUAAAAACAUGGAGUCUGACCACUAACUAAUUUCUCUAAAAGUCUGAAUUGUGAGAAAAAAAAAAGACUUUUAUGUCAAUCACCAAGUACACUAUUUACUUAAAGAGGCAGCUCGACAAAAUGUAUUUAUCACUAGGAUCAGUGAAUGAAAACAAGAUUUGAAAUUGAGAUUCACUAUGUAAAUGUGAUUCCAUGUGUAUUAAUAUGUGUAAAUCCAAACUGAAUAUAGGUUUAUAAAACACUCUGAAAUAAUUAAUGCAAACAUGUAAUGUUAUAAUGUGAUACAUAGAACAUGGUAGGGUUUAUGGUUGGACAUAGGGAGUAGGAUAGGGAAGAUUUUUGGUAAGGGCUUAAGUGAUUACAUGUACGGGGGGGGGGACAUAAAAUGUAACCUUGGUCUGAAGUCUCUGGUCUCUGGACUUCAACCAAGCUGGUGAUCAAUGUCUUGUUUCUGAAUGCCCCAAAAGGUACCAAACUUUAGCAAGUGAACCCCUUGGUCUAUAGAAGAUUUCAAUUUGAUGCUGAACUUGGAAGAAACAAUUCAUUUUUAUUUUAUUUAUUUUCACUACACAUUCAAUUCUGGUGAAUUCAAAACUGUGAUGAAAUCCGGCAUCAAAUAUAUAUUAGUUGAAUGUAUAUACAUAUAUAUAUAUAAUUAAGUGAUUUAUUUUUUUCAAACUUGACAUUUCCACAUACAUAGUCCUUCCAAAUUUAUAUUUAAAUCCUAGUUCCACAUAAACAGGAUUAUUCACUAAAGUGUGAUUUGCCAGGAAAUCAAAGUGAAUUCAGAGUGAAUUUCAAACUUAAAGGGACUUUCAUCACUUGACAAUUUAUUUUUUUAAACCAACAAGCAAACACUUUUAAACAAAUAUAGAAAAAUAACAUAAUAAAGAAAGAAAAUUUUGAAACGUUCCUAAACUUACUAUUAACUUGGUUAGAUUAUGUCAGGACUUACCUGUCAAUUCCUCUUCUGCUCCGUUCUGACACUUCCGGGUAUGCGGAACAGUCCCCGCCCCCUCUCUCACGCCCUUAUAGAGAAACCACGCCCGUUUUAAACUUGCUUAGUGAUUGAGUCAGGUUACUUCCGCAUUCAUAUUGCCGGCUAUGCUCCUCUUCGUUGAAAAUGGUGUACCGAACUCCUGGAUUGUUAAAACGGAUUCCCUGCCUUCUCCUCUCCUUUGAUCUUGGACUGAAUUUGGAUUGCUUGAAAGUUUAUGCUCCUUCCUGACUUCAAGUACCCUGCCUGUGGAAGACUACAGUAUAUACUCGAGUAUAAGUCUAGUUUUUCAGCUGAAAAACCCCCACUCGACUUAUACUCGAGUCACUGUCUGUAUUAUGGCAACUUAGAGAGCCGCGGCUGUCAGAGCCAUGGCAACGAUCCGCGCGGCAACCAGACCGCGAGACUUACAGUGGAGCUGACCGGAACGGAGGAGAAGGGAGCUGACAGGAGCUGCAGGAAAGGUAAGUAAAUGCUUCCUGCUGGCCCCCCCACUUCACAGCCCAUGCCACUGGACCACCAGGGAUUAAGAUAGCCCCCCUCCCUGACCAGUUAACAAGCAGGGAGGGGGGGACAAAAAAAAUAAAAAUAAUAAUAUUAAAAUAAAAAAAUUAAAAUAAUAAAAAUGCCCUCCCCCACCCAGUUCACACACACUACACAAACACACACUCUGCAUUAUAUACACACUCUGCAUUAUAUACACAGAAUAUGUGUAUAUAAUGCAGAGUGUGUGUUUGUAUGAGUGUGUGUAUAUAAUGCAGAGUGUGUUUUUGUAUGAGUGUGUGUAUAUAUAAUGCAGAGUGUGUGUUUGUAUGAGUGUGUGUGUGUAUAUAAUGCAGAGUGUGUGUUUGUAUGAGUGUAUAUAAUUCAGAGUGUGUGUUUGUAUGAGUGUGUGUAUAUAUAAUGCAGAGUGUGUGUUUGUAUGAGUGUGUGUGUAUAUAAUUAUAAAAAAUCACAGAAUUUCAUAGCCCCAAGUUUUACCCUCGACUUAUCCACGAGGCAUAGCAUAUUUCACAAUUGUUGGUCACAAAACUGCACUCGACUUAUACAUGAGAUCGACUUAUACACGAGUAUAUACGGUACUCCCAUCAUACUCUAAGUAUACACUUAAUCAUAAUUCUGGGAAUUGCAGUAUUAAUGAACUUUAACCUGCUUGCUAACUAUCUCCUGCUACAAACUUUGUUGCCACUAUCACUGCUACAAUGGCUAUUGAUUUUGCUUUCAUCUAAUUACUUCCAGUAGCCACAAAUCCUUAAAGCUACAGUAAUUGUGCUUACAUAAAGGACUUUUUCCUUUCAUUAGUUAAAAGCUGUUAAAAAAUAAGGAAAUUUCUAAUCUGCAGUUGUGGUCCACAUCUAUUCUACUUGUGACAUAACAGAUUACAUGGUUGGGCACGCCUCUCAGCCAGGGAAGUUUUUUUUUAGCCUCCCUAACCCUUUACCCACCCAUUUAAGUUUCAGACCAGUUCACUAAUGACAGAAACAGGGCAUCAUUGUGCAACAGCAGGAAAGACGAGAACCUGUUGUGCAUGACCACACUGAUCAGAGCAUUCCUAAGGAUAGGACACUGACUGUUUAGAUCAGUGUCCCCAUGGAGUGGGUGUGGAGAUCAUAAGAAAUAAGAAGCAGGUAAAUAAAAAAAAAAAUUAUAAAGAAUAUUAACUUGCAUUUUACAGAAUGCAGAGUGAGGCAACUCUCUCAUUCAAAGCUAAAUAUUUUGAAUGAGACAGAUGUCUCAAAAUUGUCUCAAAAUGAUGUAUAUCCCUUUAAGGCCAUUUCAGAACUGGAAAAACUCUCCAACUAAGGAACUUGUUACAUUUUGGUGUAAAUUCACCAGUCACCAGACUAACUUGAGCCUAGUUGGUUGAACAUAUAUUGGGACAAAAUGGUGACAAUAUAAUGUGAUACAAGUAAUAACACCUAACUAAUGUAAAAUCAACAUGCGAUAAAACUAUAACACCUAAAUAAUGUAUUACCUGUAUUUUCUUAUGAGAAUAAUUGUUUUUAAAUGUACACAACACAUGUGCAAUGAGAUAACUGCAAGCACUUAACUCUCAUGAUCAUUUAACAAUGAACAGUAAUUUUUAUUUUGCUAUCUUGAAUAAAAGUUUCUAAAGAAAGUAUCGGUGUAUAAUGUGAAUGCCUUGUGUGUUUUUUUUUUGUAGAUGAUGUAAGAAUUUACAAAAGUUCAACUAUAGUUAUCAUUAAAGCACCAAAGAAUGGUGUGGAACAAGUCUCGUUCAACGGGAAAAUAGCAAAGGUAUUAUGCCCAUAACAGAUCUUUACGUUUGUUUUGUAAGGUUUCGUUUUUUUUGAAUUCUUUAUUUUUGUUGUGCAGGUGGUUACAGGGUAUCAACAGAUGCAACAAAGGCGUUUUUCAAGAUUCACAAAAGUUAGACAGUGGCAUGCGAAUUCGCACAUUUUUACAUUUUUAGCAAGCUCAACUAAACCGCUAUAUCGUCAGAGCAAGACUAAGUAGAAUGAAAUAGUAUAAAAUGAUAGAUAAACUCCACAACAGCGUAAGUCAGGUUUUGCAAGAGACAGACAGUGGCUUGGUUAUUCGCACAUUUUCCUUUAUAUAGAUUUUAAGCCUGACAAAAACAGCGUUAUUAGCAGGGUAGAGUUAGGAAGUCGCUAUGCAACAUUAUCAGGCUUACUUAACGUAACGCUAAGGCAUCAAUUUAAAUGUAAGUAUGUCCUGCAAACAAGGUUUGGUUCAUGUGUUCACUGGGUUAGUAGCAACAUAGAUAUUACAGGUAAUGGUAAUGCAGUACAACGCUAGCAACAUCUUUUAGCUAGUGCACAUAUACUUGUUUGAUGUUUGAAAUUUCGCUUGUACGUUUUGACCUGUCAGGGUAGAGUCGCUUAUGAUUAUAUUAGUUACGCUUAAGAUCAUAAAUAACAAGCUAGUGUUUAGGGUACCUACGUAUCUUGCGUAGUAAACAAAAGGUAAUUAGUGGGGUAUGUUUUGCCUAGACGCUCAUGGUAUAAUGAGUGUUAAGGCGUUUAGGCCUUGGGUUAGGCUUCAGUUUACGCAAACCCGUGUGUACGGGCAGGUAAGAAGGUUUUUUCCUCCUCUGUGUAUGGACUUGUUAAGUAGCGGAGGUUGCCUGUGCUAUUAUAGGCACUCUGUCAUCAGAGCCAGUGCUGGGAGUUGACUCCUGAGCAUAGUGGGGGAGGUGUCAGUCAGGAUGAGCCAUGCUUAUAUUGGGGGCAUUAGGGGUAAAGGUCGGAUUAUACCCCGUUCGUGUCCGUCUACCAAAUGGUGGUCGGAGAGGAAAGGGUGCCACAGCUGGAGAUAGGGGAGGGGGGUCAAGGUAGAGUAGGAACUAAGCCUGAUGAUAGGCGUGCAGUGCCUAGUGUGAUGUGUCUUAGAGAAUCUAAAUAAACGAGGAACACAUAACAUUAAAGAAUCAGUAAGAGGUAACAUGGGGAUCAUCCCUGUCGUGAUCAGUCCUGGUCAGAGAGCCCCACGGGGCUUCAUGUAGUUGCUGCAACAUACAAUUCUGCUGAGGGUCGUCGUGGUGUGAACGGGGUGACCUUGCUCAGGUCCCAGUUAUGCGUGGGCCUGGUAGUGGGUUGCGGCUGUGGCUUUAGUAGACAGUCCUGUGGUAGUCCCAAGUCUCUUAAGAGUGUGACUGCAUCUCAUAGGUCCUGGAGUUGGUUAGUAGUCUCUCCUUGUGUCAUCUGGAGCAUGCAGGGCAAGCGCCAUCGGUAUCCUAUAUUGCGUUGUUGGAGUAGUGAGGGAAGGGGCUUGAGUGACCUCCGCCAGGCCAUUGUACCACCGGACAGGUCACUGUAGAAUUUUAAAGCCAUAUUUUCGAAGCGGUAAUUUGGCUUACCCCUGAUUGACUUUAGGAUUGCAAUCUUGUCUGCUCCGUGCCUGAAUUGAAUGAUCAGGUCGCACAAUGCUGUUGCUGGGGCUCUGGCCGGCUUAGGGAUAUAGAAAAGCCCGUCAAGGGGUGUUGCUUUGGCCUGCUUGGGUGGCAGCAAGUCUCCCAUCAUUCUCCUUAUUAAGUGCGGCAGCUCUGCCUCAGGGACCGCGUCGGGUACCCCCUGGUUUUCAGGUUGUUCCGCUGGCGUAGGUCUUCCUGGGCUGUGAAGCGGCAUUCAUGGGCCUGAUUUUGCCGCUGGGAGUCCUGUACUGCCCGCUCCAACACCUAUAUCCACUGGGUGUCCUGGUGAGUAGUUGUUCUAGUGCAUCGAUUUGGCCUGUCAGCCCCUGCAGACCCCCUCGUAUCAUGGCAAUGUCGGUUCGUAGGGUGGUCUGUAGUUCCGCAAGGAGCCCCUUUAGGGCCGAGAUUGUAACAGGGGAUGUGUCCGGUUCUGUAUGUUUUGGCGGCAGGGGUUUCGCCGAUGUGGUUAAGAAAGUCUCUUCCCCCUCCGAGGUCAGGUCAUCCCAGAAAUCAGAACAGCCACCUCACAGCGCGGCCAUCUUAGGCCUGCUCUCCCCAUGUGCUUGGCGCGACAGGUCGCCGAUGUUCAUCCCCACAUUGGGUCGGUCCAGUUUGGGUUUUUUGGUCUUCCGACCUAUGGUGGUUAAGUGUGCUGGUAUGAUGUCUGGGAGCUUGGUACAGCAGGUAAGAGCCGGUGACAAAGUGAUUAUUCUCCGUUUUUAGUCUGGAGCUGCAGUAGCAUACGACCUCUCACUUUGGUAGCUAGGCUCUGCCCCCUUGUUUUGUAAGUUUUAAAACAAAAACAAGCUGUUUUACACUUCUAUAUUUUUUUUCUUCUGAAUAUCCAUAUCAGUAUUAAUAGAUAGUUCCUCCCUCAAAGCAGAAAGGACAGGAACAGGAACUAUGAAAUUAGUGUAAAUAGUUCUGCCCACUCCCAAUCAGGUUAUAUAACGAGCUCCACAACCCUCAUAGAAGAAGGUAUGGAAGGUAAUGCUGCCAUGGUUAUUGAUCAGAAAAAGAUAAUUAUGGGAUGUAUAGGACAAUUUUCUGUUCUUCUGAUAAAACCAUGUGAUCUUCAUUACGUGAUAGAUAACCAAACUAUCUAUAUAAUGGGUAAGAAAAAUAGCACAAAUAGUUUAGAUACCAGUCAAAAGUUAGACAAACCAUAAAGGGGCAUCAAAAUGCAAGAAGCCUCAAAAAGUAUGAGCACAUCACUAAUCAAUAGGUUAUCCCAUAUAUAUGCCCAGGUAGAGUAGCGUUCUCCAGAGAAUGUUGUUCAGGAACCACAUUAUGUUUGAUCACUGGUGAUAACCAGGAUAGCCCCUACAAUAAAGUGAAAGGGUGAAAAUGAAUUCACAAUAACCAAAAACACAUUUUCCUACCACAUGUUUUGAACAAAUACAGGCCAAGCUUGUGAAACCAGCAAAACCAAAAAUUAGUCAAAUCCUGGCAUAGAAUGUUGCCAUAACAAUAGAAUGGAAAUAUGUCUAAUGUUAACAUUCUAAUAAAGUAAAAUCACAAGAAUAUCCGUUUAGCAGAUUAUGGAGCUACUAUAGAAUAAUCCAACAUUCUAGUAGAACGGAAAGAGGUAGUUCGACAGACUGCCUGGUAGGGAGAGACUGGUUCUAUUUCAUUUUCACUGAUUUGUUUCCUGUCCUUUCUGCCGUGAGUGGGAGGUGCUACCCAUUAGUUAAUGCUGCUGUGGUUUGAAGAAAAAGACUUACAUUGAGCCCCAUUGUAUCACAAAUUGAUUUUUUUUCUUUGGACACAUAAUAAUUUUCCAUUUUAUUUACAUUUCAGAUUGUCAUUUCACCGUGGAUGAUAGGCAAAACGUGUGGUCUUUGUGGAUAUGCUGAUGGAGACGAGAUAAAUAACUUUCAAAAGCCAAAUCAGCAGAUAGCACAGGAUUGCGGCAGCCUUGUCCACUCCUGGACGUUGUCCGAUAAUUCAUGCUUUGGAAGUUAGUGUCUAAUUCUGUGUCAAGUGCAACUACAGAGGACAUAACCUAAUGAUAUCCUUUCAAAGUUACAAAGAGAAGUUUUAUGCGCUGAACAAUUUAUUUUGGCUAAUUGAAAACUCAUGUGCAAAUUCCAGGCUAGAAUGCCAAGAUGUGACUACAGCUGAGAAUUCAUAAUAUCAGCUAUUACGACUCACUACAAUUCUGUUUUUAUUUUGCUGUUAAGUGAAUAAUUGCCACUAUGUAUUGUUUGCACAAUGCGGCUCUUUCGCUUACUAGACUCUUUGAGUAUAUAAACUAACUGAAUGAAAACAAGAAUUAUCCUUAUUUGCACCUCAAAUGUCAAAAACAUGAAUAGGAGUAUUUACUUUGAUAAAUUAUAAAUAAAAACACACCACGUAAAUUCCCUGUACACCAAAUAGCAUGUUACAAAAACACUGAGUAUUUUUGAUUUGUGAUCAGCCAAUUUGCUAAAACUUUUGUAAUUUGUAACUAGUUAUUUGGUUAAGAAAUUACACAUUGAUUAUUAAAAUUGUGCGAGGCACACAAUUUUGUUUUGGCUAAACCACAUCUGAAAAAAACCUAAAAACAUUUCAAGGCCACUGAAUUUCAGCCAUAUGGUGUCAUCUCAUCAUAACUUCAUUAACAGAAAAAGAUUAACAGAAAGGGCAUGAAAAUAGGCCAGUUAGUGUGCUGUCAAAUAUAAACAUAAUAUACAUAGAUAAAUAUUAUGUAUAUUUUUUGCAAUACACAAAUAGGCACAUUGCCCUGCUAUUUGGUUCAGAAGUCAAGAAUAAGUAAAUAAUAGAAGGAGGGACGGGGGGGACAAGGAGCAGCAGUAACAUAUUUUCUAUAUUUUAUUUUUUUAUGCCCUCUAUUGGCCACUUCUCACUUGAUCUGUGAUUAAAAUCAUUUUUUGCUGGCUGUCCCCUAACCAUCUGUCAUCUUUUUUCUAGUUGGCUGGCUACUGACACCAUGACCACUUCAAAUCACUGAAGUGGUUGUGGUGCUUGGAGUAACUUUUUCAUACGUAACAAAUAUAUUUACAAACUGGAGCUAUUUUAGAAUGAUAACAUGUUUAACCCCUUAAGGACCAAACUUCUGGAAUAAAAGGGAAUCAUGACAUGUCAGACAUGUCAUGUGUCUUAAGGGGUUAAAUAUAAAGUCAUGUUUUCUUGUAAUGCUAUUUUGUACUAGUGAUAGUUACUUUUUUUUUGAUUAUUUAUUAUUAUUAUUAAUAUUGCUGGUAUUUAUAAAGCGCCAACAGAUUCUGCAGCGCUGUACAAUUAGUGAAGAAAGUACAAUAUACACAGACAAAUACAAGAGGUAGAGAGAGCCCUGCCCGUAAGCUGAUAUAUUUAUAAGAGCAGUACACAAAGAAAAUGAGCCGUGAUAUUUCUUUUACUGCAAAUGUUUUCACCAUUGAUUUUUUACGAUAAUUUUUACGGUUGUUAGUACAACUCCCCACCCCCAUUGAAUGUUCAAUAUCCCUUUCUAUGCGUCAUUUCUGCAAACUAUUUUUUUGAAUGGAUAAAGCUCAAAUGUAAAAGUGAAUUUUCAGAAUGUAAAAGCUGAGUAGAGGAAUAUACAAUUUUUUUUUCAAAGUCAUACUCAUAAAUAUAUAUUAAUAAUGGCAGCAUAUGUGUUUGUUUUAUAUUUAUUUAGGCUGUGCAUUGGAUCGUCAGUAUGUCUUGUUAGAAAACCAGAUGAUUGAUGAAGAUCCAUAUACCUGUUAUUCAACAGAACCCGUAUUAAAGUGUGUUUCAGGAUGUCACCCCAUGGGAACAGCCCCUGUAAAAAUAGCUUUCCACUGUCUACCCACAGGUAAGUGGGAUAAAUGGAAUAUGGUUUUUCACAUAAACAGUUGUACGUUGACAUCUAAAAUUUUGAGAGAUUAAUUGAAAUUUUAUUUUGAAUUCAUUAUGGUUCUAUUAGCAUAGAUUUAUCAUGAUUAAUGGAGCCAAAAAUGCAAAAUUUUUAACACAGAAUAAUCCUAUAAAAACAAACCAUGCUAAUGAUUCAAAUAAAAUUGAGCUCAGAAAAUAAACAAGUUGUGUAGAGUCACGUUAAUAAGUUUCUCUAUUUUUCCUUCUACCAAAAGUUUUUAACAUGUAAAUUAAGGCUGCUAGAAGCAGACAUUUUGUUUUUAUAGCAGUUGAAAAGUGAAACUUUAUUAUAUAUAUACGGAUUCAGAUUAAGGAGGACUAUAACACAGCAAAGACAUGUGUGAAUGUAGUGAGUACCGUGUAGUGCAACCUCAACACCCCAUUCCCGUUUACCAUCCUUCCAAUAAAACAUAAUUUUGGUGAAAACAGGCCACAGCUUUUUAUUUACAAUUUCAACAAAUAUCAUUAACCAUAAAAUAGAUUAACAUAAUAUACCAUUUAACAAUAAACCUGUCCAUCCCAACUCAUACUGGGCACCUGCCCCCCACCACCCCCCGUGUCCUAACCACCAACUGGCCUCCAACUUGGCCUUACCUUAAUACAAUGCUAACCACAAGCCAGCCUUUGGCUCACUGGCACGUCCAUUUAUCCAAAUCUUUUUACCAGAGGUUGUAGGAGGCAUCAGCCUCGACCUUCCUUCUUUCCCAUGGACUCCUGAUCCAACCCCGAUUGGCAAGGAACUUACCCGCCAGCUGCAGCAAAAGAAAUAGAGAAAAUUCCAACAUAAAAGGGAGGGAGGGAAGGAAGCCUUUACCAUGAUGGAAUUUUAAAAUGGCUCGAGAAUGGGCAGUGGGUGGGCAAAAUGCCCGUGUAUAUAUAUAUAUAUAUAUAUAUAUAUAUAUAUAAAUAUACACAUACAUAUACACACUCAUAUACACACACACAUAUACACAUACACACACCACAUUCCCUUCCUCCUGCUUACCCCUCCCCUUAUGCAACUACUAGGGAAUAUAAUCAUAGUGAUUUAUCUUUUCUUUUCAUACCUGCUGUAUGGGCCAAAAAUUGCAACCUGAUGCUAAUAUUUCAGACCCUGAAAUAUUGCAAGAAAAGCAAGAUCAUGCAAUAUCUUAAUAUUUUAAUCUCCUCCAGUAUUUCCCAAAUACAAGAAGGAAUAAACAAACAAAAAAAUAUCUACAUUUACAUAACUUUACAUAAAUUACAUUUACAUAACUUUAAUUUUAGUUAUCUCAGAACAGCAAACUAUACACAAAUGCUUUUUUUAAUCGUAUGUAUGUAUAUCCAAUUUAAAAAAAAUGUUUUUACCAAAAAGAAUUUGUAAGAGGAGGCGUUAUUUUGUAUAAAGGGAAUGUUUGCCUCAUUUCUUUAUAAAGUUUUACUAUUGUCAUUAAUGUCACAUUUAAUACGUACACAAAUACAUUACAUUGUGUUACUAACUUACAUUUCUUCUGAUGUUUUUUAUAGAAUCUGGAAUACAAUUAAUAGACUGGAUAAAUAGCCCAAAGGACGAAUCUGAAGAUUUAAUUGAAGAAGUGGAAGCUCACACCAGUUGUGUCUGUACAUCUCAAUGCACAAAUUAGGGCAAUAACAGCGACAUAUGCCGACCUCCCAACUUUAUAAGUGGACAAAGUGGGACACUUUCAUUUUAGGGGUGUGACCUGGGACAGGAUUGUUCUGAGAAAUUUCAGCAAAGUUGCUAAUAAGAAUUUAUAGAACUAAAAUGUAACUUCGAAGGAGUUUAUAAAAUGUUUGAUG